AUGACCUGGAAGCUCAGACAACAGCUACAGCUGGUGGAGGACGAGGCAGAGCUCCUGAGGAGAAACCUGGCUGAUGCUGAGGAACAGAACAAGAGGGUGACAGCUGAGCUGAACAAGUUACGCUUUAAAGCUGGCACUCAUGAAGGAGGUGCCAGGCAUGGAGGAGGAGGUGGAGUUACAGGAGGAGCAGGCAUUGAUGGAGCAAAGGCAGAAGCCCUCCAGGAGGAGCUGAAAGCUGCAAGACUGCAGAUUAAUGAUCUAAGUGGCAAGGUUAUGCAGCUGCAGUAUGAGAACCGAGUGCUCCUCUCCAACAUGCAACGCUACGAUCUGGCUUCUCAUCUCUCCCUGCGGCCGAGCCCACGGGACAGCGAUGCAGAGAGCGAUGCCGGUGGCACGACGAGUGGUCGCCGCGAGAGCGACGAGGACUCCACCUCAUCCCGCCUGCUCCCUCCUCACCGCAAACGCGAGGGUCCUGUUGGUGGGGAAAGUGACUCAGAUGAGGUGAGAAACAAUAACGGCAGCAGUCGCUGCUUGACGCCCACCCGGGGCCUCUACACCCCUACUGGGCCAGAGGGCGCCGCCUCCUCCGCCUUAUCCCGCUUCCUGCCAGGUGGCCGGUGCACCCUGCGAGAGCGGCAACAGAUGAUAGACAUCCGCGUGGAAGCAGAGAGGCUCGUUCACACCAUUGAUAGGCUCAUCGCCGAUACUGCGACCAUCAUCUCGGAGGCGAGGGUCUACGUUUCAAAUGGCGACUUAAUGUUCGGGAGGUCCGGCGAGGAGGGUGGGGAAGAUGAUGGGAGCAGAAUCAGGGAACAUGAGCUGCUAUAUCGCAUUAACGCCCAGAUGAAAGCCUUUCGUAAGGAACUGCAGGCCUUCAUAGACAGACUGGAAGUGCCGAAGCUAGAGGACAGGGAGUCAGAGGAGCCGCUGUCGGUGAGAAUAGAACUGAAAUAUCUCAUGUGAGCACGUAAAAUAUCCUCCAGAGUUAACUGUAUUUCUUCCUUUUUCUCUCUUUAUCCAUACUCCCGUGUUUCUCAUCUGUCGGUUUGC
Messenger RNA from Neolamprologus brichardi, 1050 nucleotides. NCBI's taxonomy places the organism in Eukaryota, Metazoa, Chordata, Actinopteri, Cichliformes, Cichlidae. The record is from RefSeq and is a predicted model, not a curated record.